Messenger RNA from Drepanopeziza brunnea f. sp. 'multigermtubi' MB_m1, 2352 nucleotides. Lineage: Eukaryota; Fungi; Ascomycota; Leotiomycetes; Helotiales; Drepanopezizaceae. The record is from RefSeq and is a predicted model, not a curated record.
AUGCCGAACAUCCAGCUGGUGCGCAUUGCGAGCGAACGUGACUACGACCACGGCCACGAUCAGUACCACGAACACCGACUCUUCUCCGACUUCGAGCUGUUGUUGACGCCGCCGCCCUUCAACUCUCUCGAAAGCCUGCACCUGCCCACCACCGUCAGCCCUCCUGGCACCGAUACCAUGAGCGAGGUGCCACUGCAGGCAGAGGCACAUGACCCAGUGCCAGUUGAGUUGACACCGGACGAGGCCAACCGGAUCAUCCAUUCGCACCGCAAGGUUCGCUACGGCACGGCGUGCUGGCCUUGCAGACAGCGCAAAGUGAAAUGUGACAACCAACAGCCAUGUGAGAACUGCGUAAAGAGAGACCAUGCCGGCCUGUGCUCGUACAAUCCGAAGCAGAAUCCCUCGAAAGCGUCGCCGGCAUCUGUCGCCGGAGUCAAGAGACCGAGGUCGCCCGGCAGCGAGGGCUCGAAGAAAGAUGAAGACCGUUGGCCGCGGACAACGGACGAGGAGGAUCCCAACGAAUCGAGGUAUCUGGGCCAAAACAGCAUCGCUGCCUUCCUGAGUGAGGAGGCCCAUGCUGGAGAGACAACAGCAGAUGGCGAACAAGAUGUCAUUCGAAAGGACAUCAUGCCCAUUUUAGGAUUGCAGAUAUCGUCUGCUCCCUACCCUUUCAUGUCGACGCAACAUAUAGACAAGAUCCGGCAAGAUAUAGGCGCUUCCCUCCCUUCAGAUCGCGACGUACUGAAGAUGUUCAACAUCUUCAAGCAGAUUGUCCAGCCCUUCUGGGGCCUGCUCAUCGACGUCGAGGAUUUCGAGUCGAAACUCUGCAUCUACUUGGAGGACCGCAGUGCCUCGAAACGAAACCCUGCAAACGGUAGCAAGGGCGUGUCAUCGGCGUGGCUCGGGAUGCUCUUUGCUGUGCUCGCCGUCGCUACCAACUAUACUGAGCAUCCCUAUCACAAGAGAGUUGCAACCUCUCAAGCUUUCGGUAAGGCCGAUUCUUCCGUCGAAGGACUGGCUGGAACCAUACAUUUUUUGACACGCGUGGCAGUUCAUUCUUCAUUCCACUGUUUACGACUCGCGAAUUACUUGAUUCGACCGUCGCUUGACUCAUUACAAGCGCUGGUAAUUCUCGGUUUCGUGCUCGCAAACGAUAUGAAAGCCGAAGCAUCAUGGGCACUGCUAGGACUCACAUGUAGGCUCGCCCAAGCACUCGGUCUCCAUCGCGGACCCCACGAAGGAGGACGGGCACUCAUCCCCGCCGCAAGCGAUCUCCCCAGAAGGAAACUCUGGUGGACAAUCCUCUGGCAAGACAGCCUCCUCUCCCUCUCCUUCGACCGCUCCCCCAUCACCAUCAUGACGCGCUGCCAAUCUCCCCUCUCGCCCACCGCCCUGACCGAAGGCUUCUCCUACACGGAAGCUAUGUACACGCUCUGCUACAACAUCCUGCAAUCCGUGAAGAAUGACUCCAUCGCGCACCCGACCUACGACCAGAUCAUUGCCAACAGUAUCGAGGUCGAGAACAUUCGCCAGCAAGUCGUGCCCCGCCUGCGCUCCACCAGCCAGUGCAAAACGCUGCAGGACCGCCUCCAGCACUACGCCAUUAUCCUGCACACCUCCUUCGUCGUCUCCGUCUUCUGCCGACCUGCCCUACGCCGCGGCGAGAGGCCCGGAAUGGACGCCGCCCAGAAGGCCUUGCUGGCCGAGAAGUGCAAGGCCAACCUCGCCGAGACGGUGCGCAUGUACCUGAAGAUGCACUCGCUCUCCGUGAUCCCCACGCGCUCCUGGGCCUUCACUUACCACGGCCUGUCGUCAGCCGUACUCCUCGGCAUCCUCGGCGAGACGAAGACGGACCCGGAGGUGAGGUCGCUGCAGGGGAACUUGAUAUCCGCGCUGAGCGUCACGGCCGCCACGGAGCAGACGAGUCGCGGUCCUGAGGCUGAGUCUGGGUCUGGCUCCGCAGCGAGAAGCGAUAGGGAUAUCGAGCUGAGUGGGCCAUUGAGCAGGGCGCUGGUUGCCCUACAGAAUAUCUACGAUCAUGGGUGGGUGGUUGAGCAGCCGAGCCGGUUGGUGACGCCGGCGGCAGGAGGAGGAGGGAGCAUGGACGACCCGGGCUUGUUCGAACAGCAGAAUGCCGCGAUUGCGAUGGCGAGUAUGCAGAACGGGAUGAUGCCUCCCAUGGACUAUAAUCAGCAGAUGAUGAUGGGUGUAUCAGAUGCGCAGGCGGCGGACCAGACGAUGAACCUGUCGCCUAUGGACUUGUUCGAUUCGAUCUUCUGGGAGUAUCCGGCGACGGGCUUCGACCAGAUGGGCGGGCUCGAUUUUUCGCAGCAGCUGUAUCCGCAGUUCUAG